Molecule: messenger RNA, 1421 nt
Organism: Pipistrellus kuhlii (Kuhl's pipistrelle)
Lineage: Eukaryota; Metazoa; Chordata; Mammalia; Chiroptera; Vespertilionidae
Gene: CD40
Product: CD40 molecule
Exons: 9
Coding region: 100-924 (274 amino acids)
Biological process (GO): positive regulation of angiogenesis; cellular response to tumor necrosis factor; positive regulation of B cell proliferation
Cellular component (GO): external side of plasma membrane; CD40 receptor complex
Molecular function (GO): protein binding; signaling receptor activity; antigen binding
Source: RefSeq, a predicted model, not a curated record
GGAGACCACGCCCAUCAGUGGGCGGGGCCACCGCUGCGGCCCGGGAGCUACUAGACGUCCGUCCCGCGCUGCCCCUUGCCGCCCGCUCCUGACCUCGCCAUGGUCCGCCUGCCUCUGCAGAGUCUCCUCCUGGGCUGCUGGCUAGCCGCCGUCCACCCAGAACCACCUACUGCAUGCAGUGGAAAGCAAUACCUCGUAAAAGACCAGUGCUGUAAUUUGUGCCCGCCAGAACAUAAACUGGUGAGUGACUGCACGGAGCUGACCGACACGGAAUGUGUCCUUUGCAGUGAAGGCGAAUUCAUGGCGACCUGGAACAGCGAGAGGCACUGCCACCCGCACAGAUACUGUGAACCAAAUGCAGGACUCCUGGUCCAGAGUGAAGGCACUUUGGAAACAGACACGAGUUGCGUGUGCGAUAAAGGCCUACACUGUGUCAACGAGGCCUGUGACUACUGCACCCCACACAGCUCUUGCCCCCCUGGCUCUGGGGUCAAGGAGAUGGCUACAGGGGUUUCUGAUACCAUCUGUGAGCCCUGCCCCGUUGGCUUCUUCUCCAAUGUGUCAUCCGCCGAGGAAAAGUGCCAUCCUUGGACGAGCUGUGAGAUCAAAGGCCUGGUGGAGCUGCGGGCAGGGACUAACAAGACAGAUGCUGUCUGUGACACCAAGCAUCGGCAGAGAUUCCUGGUGGUGAUCCCCAUCGCAGCCGUCCUUGUGACUCUCCUGCUGGUGUCAGCCUGCUUCUGGAAGUUCCCCAUCAAGGCUGGCCGCCCCCGCCCUAAGGACCCCGAGGGCAAAGGGCAAGUUCCUGUGGAGAUGGAGUACCUUCCUGGCACCUGCCCCGUGCAGGAGACCUUGCACUGGUGCCAGCCGGUGGCGCAGGAGGACGGCAAAGAGAGCCGCAUCUCCGUGCAGGAGAGACAGUGAGGCUGCGCGUGCCCGGGAGCACGGCAGCAGAUGGACAAACGUGACGUGGCCGCGGAGCCUGGAGCUGCAGCUGUGACAUGAGGGCGAGGGGCUGGCGCCGGGCACGGCCCCCUCUGCCUGCACAGUUCACUCAGGGGAAUCCCCUACUCCAGCCAGGAGCCUGCUCAGUCUCCCUACUUGCUUUUAAAGAUGGAAGCAAAGCUUUUUUGCGGGGGGAGGGGGGAACGAGGGAGGGCAUCUAGUAACAUCAUCGAACCCUCCAGCCCAGCCGUCCGGGGCCCACGUGGUCUGUAUAGGCUCAGGGGACAUCUACGUGAAGAUCACCGCAGGGUCGUUUGGGACUGGGAACAACUGGAAGCAGCUUAACUGUCCACCACCAGGGGGCUGGCUAAAUAAAAUGGUAAUAUAUUUAUGUAACAGCAUCUCAAAGGCACUGUCAUGGAAAAAAACAACAGGCUGCAGAAUGACGGGCAGGGAUUUUUUUUAAAAGCACAUAC